ACCUUUGAAGCAAAAGCUUCCCCUCACGGUGGCGUGACAUGCACCAAUCUCGCCCCAAAAGGAGUCUAGUAGUAGCGGAACUGUGGGAAUGGAGUAGCUAGCCGGCGAGUUGCCCUAGUGGCCGAGUCCUCUCUUCUUCUCCCCUUCUUCACCCAUAGUCACAGUAGUCAGUUGUCACUCCACACUGCUACCUGCUACAUUGCAGCUAGCUAGCCAUGGUGGUCCUCGCCGACUCAGCAGCAAGGAAGCUCCUUCAUGGCGCCGUCGGCCGAGCCCGCACCCUCGCCGGCGACGCCGCCGUCGGCAUGAGCUUCGGCCUCGACGGCCUGUGGCAGCUCAUCGCUGGCCUCUUCGGCGGCCUCAUCCACCUGCUUCUCCUCCCGUUCCAGGCGCUCGCCGGGGCCAUCGCCCACGUCUUCGAGGCCCUGGGGCAUGCCAUCCAGUGGCUCCUCGCCGGCGUCGUCGCGGGGCUCGGGAGCUUGGUGCACCUGCUUGUGAUGCCGUUCGAGAUGCUGUGGCGCGGGGUCCAGGCGGCCGUCGCCGGCAUCGGCCAUGGAUUCGAGUCCCUGGGGCACGCCGUCCAGGUGUUCUUCGCCGGCAUCGUGGCUGGGCUCGGGAGCUUGGCGCACCUGCUCGUCCUGCCGUUCGAGAUGCUGUGGCGCGGGCUCCAGGCGGCCGUCGCCGGCAUCGGCCAUGGAUUCGAGGGCAUGUGGCAGGGAAUACAAGGGUUCUUCGCCAGCAUCGUGGCUGGGCUCGGGAGCGCCGCGCACCUGUUUGUGCUGCCGUUCGAGGCGUUCUGGCGGUGGAUCCAGGCGGCCGCCGCCGGCAUCAGCCAUGGCUUCGACGGCAUGUGGCAUGGCAUACAGGGCUUCUUCGCCGACGCCGUCGCGGCGCUCGUCAGCGUGGCCCACGGGCUCGUCCUGCCGUCCGAGGCGUUAUGGCGGUGGCUGCAGACGGCGGCCAGCGGCAUCGGCUCUGGCUUCCAAGGAUUGUGGCAGAGCAUACAAGGCCUCUUCGCCAGCGUCAUCGCAUCGCUCGCCGGCGCUGCUCACGACCUCGUCCACCCGUUUCAGGCGUUUUGGAAGUGGAUCCAGACAGCCGUCGCCGACGCAGGCGCCGGCAUCAGCUUCGGUUUCGACGGCUUUUGGCAGUACAUCCGGUCCUUCUUCGCCAGCGUCGUGGCCAUGCUCGCCGGCGCAGCUCACGAGCUCGUCCAACCACUCGAGGCGUUCUGGAAGUGGCUCAAGACCGCGGCCGCCGACGCCGCCACUGGCAUCAGCUUCGGCUUCGACGGCUUUUGGCAGAACACCCGGUCCUUCUUCGCCAGCGUCCUCGCCACGCUCGCUGGCGCAGCUCAUGAGCUCGUCCAACCAUUCGAGGCGUUCUGGAAGUGGCUCAAGACCGCGGCCGCCGACGCCGCCGCCGACAUCAGCUUCAGGCUCGACGGCCUGUGGCCCCUCGUCAAGCGCCUCUACGCCAGCCUCCUCGCCACGCUCGCCGGCGCCGCCCACGAGCUCGCGCCGCGCCUCGAGUCGUUCUGGCGCUGGCUCCGCGCCGCGGCCGGCGCGGCGCUCCCGUACGUGCUGGUGAUCGCCGCCGUGCUGUGCGUCGCGGCGCUCGUCUGGCUCUCCUGGCCGUUCUUGCUCCACGCCGCCGUCCAGAUCGGGCAGGCGCUUGUCUCCGCCGUGUCAAGCGGCGCGCACUACCUGUUCGUCCCCUUCGGGCAGUGCUGCGUCCCGCUCACCAUGAUGAGGGCCCCGGGCGCCGCCGGCCUGAUGAUUUCGCGAGCAGCAUUCGAAUCACUCCCGGAGCUCUACUUCCAGAUACUGCGGUCCGCCGGACGCGUGGUGGCCGCCGCCGUCUUCCGCGCGCCGUCCAUCGCGAGGGCAUGCGCGGCGCCGGUCGCCGCCCUCUUCGGCGCAUCAUCAUGAUCAAUACUACCUCUCUGUCGUCAGUAAUGUCUGGCACUCUGGCCUCUAUUUGUGAUACUAGCUGUUAACUAUGUGAGCUGUGCUACCGAUCAGCGUGUGUGUUGGGUUAAUAUGGAGUACUGUAUUUAAUUUCCAGGAAUGAUAUUACAUUACUGUUAACCAGAGUACCUCUCUCUGUUUACAAAA
Molecule: messenger RNA, 2117 nt
Organism: Oryza sativa Japonica Group (Japanese rice)
Lineage: Eukaryota; Viridiplantae; Streptophyta; Magnoliopsida; Poales; Poaceae
Source: RefSeq, a predicted model, not a curated record